AUGGAUCCCGUAAUAUCUAAGCUGCAGGAAAAGCUGGAACAGAAUUCCGAUAAUGCAACGUUGCAAGAUUUACUCUCUUCUCUGAUUAACUUGCAGCAGGAAUCUCCAUCUAGGCCCGCUCGCAGGGCAGCUUCUCCAAGUUGGGACCUUUUGACAAGAGACUUUGAAGUGCUAAAGGCCAGGGCUAUCUGGGAGGAUACGGACGAAAAUGCCCAACUUUUGGAGAACUUGCGUAUUUUUCUUACCGCUGAUUCGUCCAAUCCAGAAGAUGCCGUCAAUGGCAGCUAUCCAUCCGCUUCGUCUCAGCGGUCAAACCACAAUUCAGGAUCUACGGAAGCCAUGCCGAUUCCAUCUGUGAUGACGACCAGAUUUCCACUUUUAUCAUCUUCAGUUGAUCCCGUUGUUCUUCCUCUCGAGUUAGUCGAACUCCUCAACCAUGUUUACUUUCUACAUCUCGUUGCUACAGACCCGUCAAAGGUACUACCUCCUGGGAAAUCGUUGUUGUCUAUGAUGUCUCGCACUCAUGCGCAAGGCGACAGUCAAGAUGAUUCCCUGUCAGGCCUACGCACCAAAGUAGAGGACAUGGUACACAAAGCUUUCUGGGAUGAGGCUUUAGAAUCUCUGUCGAAUCCUGAGCCGUCUUCUCAACUGCCCCGUCUCAAACUGCUGUACAGUGAUUUACAAGUGGCAUUAUCGCCUCUUCUACCGCCUCACCAUCCAGUUCUGGUUACGAUGACCGCCCCCUUGUCACCCACCUCAUCACCGCUACAUUCCGCCAUAAUGCAUCUACGGGAAGUACUGGCAAGUCUUCGACAACGGUGUGCUCCUGUGCGGGAUUCGCAUCUUGAUACUCUCAGCCGCGCGCUGGAUGACCCUCCACCGAGGUCCUCGCCACCAGUCGCUCUGGCCACACUAGUAGCAGAAACCGUGAAAUCGAUACUGCAACUUGCUGAUGUCAUGAAAGACGACUUAUCACAGUUCGUACUAGGGAACAUGACUGAACAGCAACUGCGUUCUACUGUUAUUCAACAAGCUAAAACACAGGAGCGUAGUAUCAUUCUCGAUAUCUGGAAUCCAGAUCGAAUCUCAGAACACUGGACAACCUGGCUUGAUAAUAUACAACAACCCGUUCAUGUUCCUGAAGAUCGCCAUAAAUGGGUUGUUCGCCUUGUACAGUCUCUGGGAGGGACAUCACCUGUCUCGUGUACGCUACCUACGAAGAAAGUAUCAAAUUCUUCCCUUUCCAACGGUUCAACAGAAGACGAACAGCCUACGCCCGCAAACCCAAAUUCGUUACCUCCAAUAUUCUUCUUUACUACGCCCACACUGCUCUCCCUUCAGAAUUACCUGCAAGCUCUAGUAAUCGCCGCUUCAUUACGUUCUCUAACUCGUUUGCCUCUACCAAAUUCAAGAGCAAAUUCUGUCCAGGGAAAUAGCCCAGGUGCGGACUUCAUGGAGCGGGUCUGGUCCAUGCUCAAAGCAGAAGUCGAUGAAGAGGAAGGUACAGGCGAUACGAAACUAGUCAAUCUUGCAGACGAGGUUGUCCGCGCCAGAAGAUACGCAUCCACUCUUGAUGCGACAUCACUCGACACAGGCGAGGAAUCCCGUCUACGGGCUGCCGUGGAUCGUACGCUGAAACCUCACGAUCCCGUCUUCGUCCUCUUGCAGAAACGGUUAUUGAAUGCACUAGCUGCGCGACUUGUCCAAUGUCGGGAUGAAGUAGUGGCAGAAUCGUCUAGGGUACCUGAGCGCAUGCAAACAGGCCGAGAGGGAGAACGGGCAGGCAAACGGCCGAGAUUAAUACUAAACCUCGAAGACGUGGGUGUUAAUGGAGCCGAUGCCCAGAAGGCUCCUGAGAUGGUAGCUGUGAAGGGCUUCGAGGAUCCUGUCCUUGCGAGAGCGGUUGGCGAGGUGUUUGGGCAGAUGAAAGAUUGUAUAGACUGGACCGAGACAGUAUGGAGCGAUGUUAUUGAAGGAAAUGAAGUGAGUAUGUGA
This is a messenger RNA of Serpula lacrymans var. lacrymans S7.9, 1995 nucleotides long. RefSeq lists its product as uncharacterized. NCBI's taxonomy places the organism in Eukaryota, Fungi, Basidiomycota, Agaricomycetes, Boletales, Serpulaceae. The transcript is spliced from 2 exons. The coding region runs from base 1 to 1995 and encodes 664 amino acids. Gene Ontology annotation, biological process: signal transduction. The record is from RefSeq and is a predicted model, not a curated record.